Rhinichthys klamathensis goyatoka is the source of this 1494-nucleotide messenger RNA. RefSeq names its product serpin peptidase inhibitor, clade B (ovalbumin), member 1, like 4 (gene serpinb1l4). Gene Ontology annotation, molecular function: serine-type endopeptidase inhibitor activity. Lineage: Eukaryota; Metazoa; Chordata; Actinopteri; Cypriniformes; Leuciscidae. The record is from RefSeq and is a predicted model, not a curated record. Gene Ontology annotation, biological process: negative regulation of endopeptidase activity. The transcript is spliced from 8 exons. Bases 119 to 1426 code for a protein of 435 amino acids.
CGUUUUAGGGUGAGCCAGUAUUUAUUAGAACGACACCCAUAACCAGAGAUUCAUUCUCCUCAGACACGCUGGGAAACUUCUUCAUUUCUGCUGACUACUGCUUUUAGAGCUUGUGAAAAUGGAGCAUUUGACUGCAGCAAACACACAGUUCUCCCUCGACCUGUUCAAGAAGAUCAGCGGAGGAAACGCAUCAGGAAAUGUGUUCUUCUCUCCUGUCAGCAUCUCCUCGGCUCUGGCCAUGGUGUCGCUCGGUGCAAGAGGAAACACAGCGGCUCAGAUGAUUAAGGUCUUGGGCUUUAACAAUCCUCCCAAACCCGACGCCGCGACUCCAGGACAGCAUCAACCAACCCAAAAGCCCAAGAUAACAUGUGGCGUCAAGGGUCAACAUGAACCCCCAAUAACGCAACAAACCCAGAAGUUUGAGAUACCUGCCGAACUCAAGAAAUGUCCUACUCAGCCGGUACCCGGACAAAAAACUGAGGACCAAAUUCAUUCUAGUUUCAACAAGUUUAUGAGAGAGCUGAACAAACCAGGAGUCCCGUAUGUGUUGAGUCUUGCCAACCGCCUCUACGGAGAGCAAUCCUACCAGUUUGUCGAGAAAUUCCUCAAUGACGCAAAAAGCUACUAUGAAGCCGGACUGGAGAAGGUGGACUUCAAGAACAAAUCAGAGGCUGCUCGUGUCAACAUCAACAAAUGGGUGGAGAAAAAAACACAAGAGAAGAUCAAGGACUUGGUGCCACAGGGAGCCAUCGAUGGGAUGACGAAACUGGUUUUGGUGAACGCCAUCUACUUCAAGGGAAACUGGGAGAAGAAAUUCCCAAAGGAAGCCACCAAAGAUGGGCAGUUUAAGCUGAACAAGAAUCGAACCAAGCCAGUGAAGAUGAUGAAUCAAAAGGCGCAGUUUCCUCUGGCCUUCAUCCCAGAGAUCAACAGUCAGGUUCUGGAGCUGCCGUAUGUCGGGAAGAAUCUCAGUAUGUUGAUCAUCCUUCCGAACGAGAUGGAAGACGACACCACUGGCCUUCAGAAGAUUGAAAAGGCACUGACCUACGAGAAAUUCAUGCAGUGGACCAAAACCAGCAACAUGCGUCAACAAGAGGUUGACGUAUCUCUGCCCAGAUUCAAGAUGGAGGAAACUUACAACAUGAAGAGUCUUCUGAUCAGCAUGGGAAUGGAGGAUGUGUUUGACGAGACGAAGGUGAAUCUUUCAGGCAUGUCCUCCAACAACAACCUGGUGGUGACGAAGGUGAUCCAUAAAGCCUUUGUUGAAGUCAACGAGGAAGGAACCGAAGCGGCUGCAGCCACCGGCGUCGUCAUCGCAAUACGUUCCUUUCCACAGAUGUUUAACGCAGACCACCCGUUCCUUUUCUUCAUCCGUCAUAAUCCCUCCAAUGCCAUUCUCUUCUAUGGACGCUUCUGUUCUCCUUAAAGAUGAUGACAUGAUGAUUCUAGAUGACUGUUUUCCUCUUAUAAAUAAAGUCAAUAGUAAAUAAUUGA